AUGGGUGGGAACGGUGGUCAGAGCACUGUGACUUCGUAUGCGACAGUGGCUGGCGCCGGUCAACAGCCGACUUCUCACGGCACUGCAACUUCAUCUUCAUCCAGUAGCACGAGUAGCGCCGGUUUGAUGGGCGGCAACGGCAACGACAACCAGAACACACCUCCUGCAGGUACUAUUGCGGGAGGCGUGGUUGGUGGCGCAGCAGGUCUGGCGAUGGUCCUUCUCAUUGCUAUGCUGUUCCUUCGGUGGUAUAGGCGAAAAUCGCAACGAGGCCAGACGGCGCUACCAGCUGGUGCAGACUUCUCUUCCGACUUUGGUCACGGAAGGUCAAGAGGGCCAGGCAUGGCUGAGCGGGCAGGGCUGAUGCCUGCCCUAGGCGCCGUGCCUGCGCUUUUCCGACAUCAGAAUCGCAAUUCUGCAGUGUCAUCAGAGCCUACCGAACGUGGCUUUCAGCGCGUCUCCGGACGCAAGCUCCCCUCUUCGUUCAGCCCUGGCAUGACUGCAGCCGAAGGUGCUGGCGGCGCAGCGGCUGCCAUGCCCUUGGCUGAGCACGAGCGAAAUCUUAGCGGCAACUCCUAUUUCCACAAUAGUGGCGGCUCCCUCGGCGCAGCAGCAGGGGGAGCCGGACCCUUCUCGGACGCGGCUGCGAUUCACGACAAUGAUCGCGACGAGCAAAUGACGUUGUCGCCAGGCCCGCAGCGCAGGCCUACAGUACACGCGGGUGGGCCGUAUAAUAUGUCGUCGCCACCUACUACUGCCUCGUCGACACUGGCACCGGCUACAACGCCGAAGAGUCCACGCAUGGACAGGCCCACUUCACCGCAAGGGACGGUGGGUACGUCAGCAACAUUUGAUCGAAGCGAGACGCCGUCUUCGCUCGAUUGGAAUAGAGGAAGUAAAUUCACGGAGGAGGUGUAG
Baudoinia panamericana UAMH 10762 is the source of this 918-nucleotide messenger RNA. RefSeq lists its product as uncharacterized. The transcript has a single exon. The coding region runs from base 1 to 918 and encodes 305 amino acids. The record is from RefSeq and is a predicted model, not a curated record. Lineage: Eukaryota; Fungi; Ascomycota; Dothideomycetes; Mycosphaerellales; Teratosphaeriaceae.